Messenger RNA from Pieris rapae (cabbage white), 2794 nucleotides. RefSeq names its product single-minded homolog 1 (gene sim). Lineage: Eukaryota; Metazoa; Arthropoda; Insecta; Lepidoptera; Pieridae. The transcript is spliced from 9 exons. Gene Ontology annotation, molecular function: protein dimerization activity; DNA-binding transcription factor activity, RNA polymerase II-specific; RNA polymerase II transcription regulatory region sequence-specific DNA binding. Gene Ontology annotation, biological process: regulation of transcription by RNA polymerase II. Gene Ontology annotation, cellular component: cytoplasm; nucleus; transcription regulator complex. The record is from RefSeq and is a predicted model, not a curated record. Bases 290 to 1831 code for a protein of 513 amino acids.
CUAAAUGACAACGCACGUUAAAAAUUAAUUAAUUCUCUAUGCUCCGUCGACAGUUUAUUGUCUAUUAGUGGCCAGUGAGUUUAUUGAGGCUUUGCCAGUCUUUAACAGAAUUGAUGGUUGAUAUAUGACCUUUUUGGUGUAGUUGAAACUUUAAUGUAAAAAAAAAACUAAUAUCUUUUGUUGAUGACUUUGUGUUGUGAUUAUGUUUGGUGAUGUAUUGUGCGUUCGUAUCGGAUUCUUAUAAGCGUGCCGCAAAGAGUCGCGGCCUCACUCCCUCAACGCUGCGAUCAUGAAAGAAAAGAGCAAGAACGCAGCGAGAUCGAGAAGAGAAAAGGAGAAUGCAGAAUUCCUGGAAUUGGCGAAGUUGCUGCCACUCCCUUCUGCGAUUACGUCGCAGCUGGAUAAAGCAUCAGUCAUCCGACUGACGACCAGCUACCUGAAGAUGAGACAGGUUUUUCCUGAUGGUUUAGGGGACGCUUGGGGAGCCGCCCCACCACCACCGCAGCCGCGGGAGCUCUCCAUCCGGGAACUUGGGUCCCACCUACUUCAGACCCUGGAUGGCUUCAUCUUCGUAGUGGCACCUGACGGAAAGAUCAUGUAUAUCAGCGAGACAGCGUCUGUUCAUCUAGGUUUGAGUCAGGUGGAGUUGACUGGAAACUCCAUAUAUGAGUACAUUCACCAAGCCGAUCAUGAAGAAAUGAGCGCUGUCCUAAGCUUACAGCAUCCACAUAGUUAUUUGGGUCAUCAGUGCCCAUCGAUUGGCUACCCAGUCGGAGGAACUUGGAGCUCAAGUGUAGACAUCGAAUGCGAGAGAGCGUUCUUCAUACGAAUGAAGUGCGUCCUUGCGAAACGUAAUGCUGGAUUAACGACAUCAGGAUAUAAGGUGAUUCAUUGUUCCGGUUACCUUCGCGCUCGUCGAUUCGGUGAAGGUUCUGCUCCUCUCGGCCUGAUAGCAGUGGGUCAUUCCCUUCCACCCUCGGCUGUCACAGAAUUGAAACUGCACUCAAAUAUGUUCAUGUUUAGGGCGUCUCUGGACAUGCGACUCAUAUUCCUGGAUGCCAGGGUGGCAUCCCUGACUGGAUAUGAGCCCCAAGACUUAAUAGAAAAAACCCUAUAUCAUUAUAUACAUGGCACUGACGUGCUUCAUAUGAGACAUUCGCACUGUACAUUACUGACCAAGGGUCAAGUGACAUCCCGGUAUUACCGGUUCCUCACAAAAUCUGGAGGUUGGGUCUGGAUGCAGAGCUACGCGACCAUUGUUCACAAUUCCAGGUCUUCCCGGCCGCAUUGCAUUGUCUCUGUCAAUUACGUACUAAGUGAUAUCGAAGAGAAGAAUUUAAUUUUAAAUUUGGAACAAGGCGCGCCAAAACCGAACACAGACCCGCACAUCCCACAAGUCUCACACAUCCGGCACACAGAUAGAGUUAAUGACGAAUUCAGCGCAGACUACACACAAUUUCCGGAAUAUACUCUAUUACCGACAAUACCGACAUACGAGACGGACGACUACCAGAACCAAAAUGGCUACCAGGAUAUGUUUUAUAACGAAAAUUAUGCAGAACCCGAGUUGCCGAACUACGCGUAUCCUCAAAACCAAAGACCAUUCUCGGCCAGUUCAUCAUCUUGCUCCUCCAUUGAAAGUUCUGAAGUGAAUCAGUAUAGUUACACAAAUCUAAUUUCGUUCUAUGGACAAAAUGGCCGACUGGAAAACUUUGGCAGCUUUGGGAAAUUACCACCGAGUCAAAACGUUCAAGAAGGUGGCUACACAAGCGUAAUUGUAGACAAUACGCAGCAAUUUCACGGAAGUAAUGUUAACGAAUUCGUGCAUUGACUUUGUGUUUUAGGCUGGAAUUACCGCGCGGUAAUGGCCUAUACUUUGGUAAUAUUACCUUUAAUUACCGCUUUGGCUAACCGCUCCAGUGGCCAUACUGCUUUGAAAGGAGAACAUCGGUUUUUUACCGCGCGGUAAUGGCCCUAUCAUUGCUGAUAUAUUACCGCUUUGGCUAACCGAAAAGGCAUCACUGCUUUGAAAGGACAGCGCUCAGUAUUUUAACCGUUUCUGUAUCUUGUGGAAAAGAUUUUUGUCACAUAAAUUUGUCAGUUUGUUCAUUUAUUUCGUAAUCGAGCAAAUAGCUUAUCCCCUUCCUAACCCCCAUGUCAAUGUAUUCCGAUGCUAACUGAGGCUUUCAGGAGUGUCCUUGAGAAGCGACAAAGGGUGUUGUUUUGUGUCCCUUUGGGGGUAUAAUAGACUACAUUUAGUCUACCCCAGUUAACGACUACACGUAUCCGAGUUUUGACGUCAGACGCCAAAAAUUACCGCCAUUACCAUGAUCAAAUAGUCACGGAAUUAGCGCCCAUACGUAAUUUGGAUUAUUUGAAUUUUGAUAUUGUCUAUUGGACUAGACAAAUGUGCCAAAACAAAAAGCAAAUGCGGUGCUGUCUGAUAAAACAAUAAUAAAAUUUCUAUAUUUAGUCUAGUCUUAAAAUGCACCUCUAAUUUUUGUUUAAAAAUAAGGCACACGUAAAUUCUUGUAUUGUAAUUGUAUAUAAUGUAAAUAUAUGUAUAAAUUAUUUAAUAAUGAGAAAGGUAUUAUCAAUAGAUUACACUAUGUAAUAAUAAUAAGUAGGUAUAAAAAACUAAAAUUUAACAAUAAUUAAAUUUAAAAAAAAUUAAACAAUUAUUUAUUGACCCGUGUGAUUAUAUAUCGAGCAAGUCAAAGUUGGAUAAAGUUUAAUUUUGAAGAUAUGUGAUCGAAUAUCGAUCUUUAAUAAACUGUCUAGAGAUUCAAUUAAC